GGGGGCCCGGCGGCGCGGCGGGGAGCGGCCGCGGGGCCAUGAGGGCGGGCUCCGGCCAUGGCCCAUGGCAGCGCCGCGGUCAUGCUCAAGUGCGUGGUGGUGGGGGACGGCGCCGUGGGCAAGACGUGCCUGCUGAUGAGCUACGCCAACGACGCCUUCCCCGAGGAGUACGUGCCCACCGUGUUCGACCACUACGCAGUCAGCGUCACCGUGGGGGGCAAGCAGUACCUGCUGGGGCUCUACGACACCGCCGGACAGGAAGACUAUGAUCGUCUGAGACCUUUAUCUUAUCCUAUGACCGAUGUCUUCCUUAUCUGCUUCUCAGUGGUAAACCCUGCUUCAUUUCAAAACGUGAAGGAAGAAUGGGUACCAGAGUUGAAGGAGUAUGCACCUAAUGUUCCCUUUUUACUAGUAGGAACACAGAUUGAUCUUCGUGAUGACCCAAAAACUCUGGCAAGACUGAAUGAUAUGAAAGAGAAGCCUUUAUCUGUGGAGCAAGGACAGAAAUUAGCAAAAGAGAUAGGAGCCUACUGCUAUGUGGAGUGUUCAGCUUUAACGCAGAAGGGACUGAAGACUGUUUUUGAUGAAGCUAUUAUAGCCAUUCUGACUCCAAAGAAACACGCGGUGAAGAAGAGGAUAGGCUCAAGAUGCAUAAACUGCUGUUUAAUCACGUGAGAUACAUUUGACAACGGCCAGGCUUACUGUGAAAUUCUACUGAAUUUAAAUACAACGCAUUAAGGUACACGGCGAACUUGUUUGAAAGCUAAAACUACGAUUCUGCCUUCUACAACCAGUGAAAUCCGGAGGAAUAAAAUCAAACUCAAUGAACUUGUAAUAAGAAGCCACCAUGUCUGUUACAAAUAUUUUAUUAAGACUGGAAGGUACAAUCUCUCAGGGUUACAUAGUCUAGAGGAAGCAAAAACUGCACCAUGUUGAAACAGCAUCUGUGUGAUGCUACUGUGUGGAGAUGCUUGGCCUGAAAUACUCUAACUGAAUUUGGAUAGUCUUCUGCUUUGACUACAUAUAUACAUAUAUAUCUAAAAAACAAAACAAAACCCAACAAAAAACGUUUGCACAGUCUGUAUGGAAUCUGCACAAAGAAAUACCUUGUCUCUCUUUGCUCCAGUUAUCUGCUUUUGUAUGUAAGCUGCUUCCGGUUCCAGUGUAUCCACAGAGGUGCAAUAAUCAGACCAGCCACAUAGCCAAAGGUAGCUCCGAGGGAACAGGAAAUGGGCCAUACCUGAGGGAGAAUGCAAGGUAAAAACAGACAUUGAGAAAAAUAUUUGUGGUUUUUUGUACGUUGUGAGCACAAAUUCUCAGUGUAACCUAGGUACUGAAAGACAAUGCAGUCUCGUUCUGCUUUAAAGCUUGAUGUGCUUUCCUAAAAAUGCCAAAAGUGUAACAGUCGUACAUGCAUCUUCAUGAACACUAAAUGCUGUUGUACAGUUUUUUAAUUAAUACACAUUAAAACGUAACCAGGCUUCUGGCUAUUGCAGACAUUAGUUUGAUAUUCCCAAAACUAUGUGAAAAACUUGGAAGUAUUUAUAUCCCAUGAAGUGUUCAGCUAACCUAACUUCCUGUUCUGCUGCACACGCUGGGAAACCUGAAGAUUUCUUUGUGACAGUCGGACUCGAUUAUCUUUGUAGGUCCCUUCCAACUGAAACUAUUCUAUUCUAAGUCUGCCUCUUUCAGUCUUUCCUUCCAAUUUCUCAAGACAUUCUGAAACUUUCAGAGGUGUGUCUAAAUGAACUACUCAAGUAAGGACAGAGAUUAAUAGAGGGUUUUUCUUUUGGUCUUGAAAAGUAGGCAAAGGGAUGAGUUUCCCUUUGGGUAGCAGAAGGAAGGGAACGUAAAUUUAGAAACUGAACAUUGCACCCAGUUCAGGAAAAACAUUGUAUUUUAUAAUAUAACAUAGAAUAUAAAACAUAAAAAUGUUGAAGACUCUAGGAGUGUUUUAAUUAUAAGCUCUAUUUCGUAACAUGAGAACAGGGAACUGACUCAAUACAGCUGACUCACUUUCACAAAGCAUCUAGUAUUGAAGAGAAGUAAUGGAUGGACCCCUCGUCCCCUUUUAAAUUGGUAUUGAUUUGCACGGAAGAAGGGCCAAAACAAAACUGCAACCAUUCUAUCUUCAAAUGUAGCAUAUUUUACCAGUCAACUUACAUGCUGCAUUUGAUGAGGGUCCCAACUAAGCUGGCAAUUAAAAAUAUUUAUUGUAGAAAAAAACUGAAUUCCCAACCCUCUUCAAAAUUCUCCUUUGCACAUUGCAGGGUCAGUUUUGCACUUCCUGCUGUACAGUUCGUAAGCGAGUGCAGACUGCACUCUCCUAUUCUUUAUUUUUUAAAUUAAGGGGGAUUUUCCCACCUUCUAUAGUACUUGAGACUGAGAAAUGCACUAGACAUUAAAGAAUAUAUCCACAUCUCAGUGCCCAGGCUUUUUUCCUACAUCAUUUUGACUGGCGAUUCAUGACUAUCAAAUGAAUUUACUCUUAAUGGUACUGGUUCCUCCUUUCACUCAUUUUCCUAGCUGUAAUUCUUCUCCAUACUUCAUUAUCACUCAGAGAAAUAUAUUUAUUCAUCUCCUUCAAUCAUUGGAAUUUUUACUAGGAAUAGGAGUAACUUAUUUUGUCCUCUGCUGUUUCAUCUUCACAUUCCUUAGCAUUUGCAGUUUUAUAUAUUAUUUGGAGGUCUUAAGGAGUGUAGCAAAGAUGACUAUAAACAAGGUGCCUUAGGUACUCUUUAUUGACCUUGUUUCAUUCUUCCAUUUCCGGACAUUGUCUCUCUGCUACUUGGUUUUGUUGCCAGAAUGUUUUGGCUGGUGCCUCUCAAACCAAAGACUUGCUUGUUUCCAUUCAUUUAACAGUGGCAUUGUAGAUCUUCGAUAAAAAACCUUGAGAUGCUUUGGCAUGGUAAGAUAUUACAUGUAUUUAAAACUCACAUGACUUUGUGGCCUUGGCUAAACUUAUGCUUCAGGUAGAUCUUUUCAACUUUUAAAUAAAAUUUAAUCAAGUUAUUUCUAGCAUUUUGCAGGCUAUUACGUGUGUGUAAAGAACAAAGCAAAAAAACCUCCCUGUGACCCCAGCUGCUCACUCAGUAACAUUUGGUGGAAACAGCAAUCAAACUCUCUUAUCUGCUGGUGAAGUCGAAUACCACUCUAAUAUCUACAAAACUAUGGACAGAGGCUUCACAAGUCACUGGUCUUUUUUGCAUCAAAUUCUCUAUCUGUGAGCGAUCAAUGAUCCUUCAUUAAAUUUUACCUACAUUAGGUCAAUCUGUAGUUGCCUAUUUGCUUUUCACAAGUGUAACUAGAUGUCAGACUCUGAAUUUGUCGUGUUCCCAUAACCCGUAAAUCAAUAUCCCUGGUGACCCAUUCACCCUGUAUCUUUUGGUAUUUUGUGUAUAGUGGGCAAUUGUUGCUACAAUUAAAAGGAUCUCUGUUGAUU
Oxyura jamaicensis (ruddy duck) is the source of this 3442-nucleotide messenger RNA. RefSeq names its product ras homolog family member Q (gene RHOQ). Gene Ontology annotation, biological process: small GTPase-mediated signal transduction; cortical actin cytoskeleton organization. Bases 58 to 675 code for a protein of 205 amino acids. Gene Ontology annotation, molecular function: GTPase activity; GTP binding. The transcript has 5 exons. The record is from RefSeq and is a predicted model, not a curated record. NCBI's taxonomy places the organism in Eukaryota, Metazoa, Chordata, Aves, Anseriformes, Anatidae.